AAAACGUUAUGUCCAGUUGUGAAGUAACUAAAAUGUGUAUUUCAAGAUAAUCUAUAUGCAAACAAAGCCAAAAAUCCCCAGAAUCAAAGUCAGUGAGCUUCUAGUAGAUUCAAAUGAUUUAUAAAUAUAAAGCGUUCAUGUAGGAUUCAUUAACAAAGGUUUGUAAAUAUUGUAUACAGUAGCCUAUAAUACACUUUACUACAGUUCAGAAAGAAGGCCUAUUAAGGUAGCCAUAACUAUAGUUUUUUUUCCCAUGUGGGUUUAAUAUGUGAAUAGAUUCAGCAAAGAGCAUGGAAACCUCUUUAAAAAAAACUCAACAUCAUGACAGGAGCCAGGAGGUCACUGCAGCCCCUGUUGUUUUGAUAGAGUAAGUUAUUCAGUAAUGUGUGACUGUAAACUAUCAGUCGACGUCAGCGCUGAUAAAGUGACCCUCGCGCACCUGUCGACGCGGCUCAGUACAAACAGACGCACGAGACCCGGACGCGGACACCGUUAUUCAUUACCCACGAGAACUACAUAGAGAUCACCGUUUUAGCUCCAACAGGAAUAAGAUACUGUAAUAUGUUUUCUUUAAGGACCCUGCGACUACCCAAUAUUGGACUUAUUGGUUUACUGUCGAAAGAUGCCGUAAAAAGUAGCGUGAGGAGUCCGAAUGUAGUCAGGGGGCCGUUAAGUUUAUUUUCGCGGGUUAACGUGAUCAGCAAGUUUACUGAGGCGGCAUCCGCAGAUCAACCUAAAUCAAAAGCAAAUAUGACGAAUAAAGAUCUCUUCUCUGGACUGGAGGACAUGCUCUUCUACACUAUAACUGAAGGAGCGGAGAAAGUUCCAGUGUCUCAUUUCACUGCUGCUUUGAAAAGCACCGGAUUGCUGACUUCUGAUCCAAGAUUACGAGACUGUAUGGAAAAAAUUCGCAGAGCUGUCCGAGAUUCGACUGGUGAGGUCAUGAUGGACCGCGAGCUAUUCAAAAAAUGUGCAAGUGGCAACAUUGUUCUCCUGAGUCUCGCUUUCAGACGAAAGUUCAUCAUUCCUGAAUUUGAGGCAUUUGUGGACAUCAUCAAUCACAUUUAUUACACAUCAAAACUGCAACAAGAUGGACAGGUUGCGAAAUACAUUCCCCAUCUAACCAAGUUCAGUCCUGAUCUUUGGGGCGUCUCAUUGUGCACAGUGGAUGGACAAAGGCACUCGGUGGGAGAUACAAAAGUGCCGUUCUGCCUGCAGUCAUGUGUGAAGCCGCUGGAAUACGCCAUCGCUGUACAUGAACACGGGACGGAGCAUGUGCAUCAGUAUGUGGGAAAAGAGCCCAGCGGAUUCAAAUUCAACAAACUCUCGCUUGAUGAAGAAGAUAAACCUCACAAUCCCAUGGUCAAUGCUGGAGCGAUUGUCAUCAGUUCACUUAUCAAGGGUGUCAACAAGGCAGAGAAGUUUGACUAUGUAAUGGACUUUGUUAAGAAGAUGACAGGCAGUGAGUACGUGGGCUUCAGCAACGCAACGUUCCAGUCAGAAAAGGAGACAGGAGACAGAAACUAUGCAAUAGGAUACUACCUAAAAGAGAAAAAGUGUUUUCCUGAUGGAGUGGAAAUGAUCGACGCGCUGGAUUUUUAUUUCCAGUUGUGCGCCAUAGAGGUCACCUGCGAGUCGGGCAGCGUAAUGGCCGCCACAUUAGCGAAUGGUGGAAUUUGUCCAAUCACGGGAGAGAGAGUUUUGAGCACAGAAGCUGUUCGAAACACACUCAGUCUCAUGCACUCCUGCGGGAUGUACGACUACUCGGGACAGUUCGCUUUCCAUGUUGGAUUACCUGCUAAAUCUGGUGUGUCGGGUGCAGUUCUUCUGGUGGUGCCAAAUGUGAUGGGUGUCAUGUGUUGGUCGCCCCCUGUGGACAAAGUCGGGAACAGUGUCCGUGGAAUUCGCUUCUGUCAGGAACUGGUGUCUUUGUUCAACUUCCACAAUUAUGACAAUCUGAGGCAUUUUCUAAAGAAACAGGACCCUCGCAGGCAGUCUGGUGAUGACAGAAACAAGUCGGUGGUGAAUCUGAUGUUUGCGGCCCACAGUGGAGAUGUUUCAGCUCUGAGGAGGUUUGCCCUGUCAUCAAUGAAUAUGGAGUUGAGGGACUAUGACUCUCGUACACCUCUUCACGUAGCUGCUGCUGAAGGUCACGUGGAUGUUGUGCUAUUUUUAAUACAGGCCUGCAAAGUCAACCCUUUUGUGAAAGACCGGUGGGGAAAUAUUCCUCGAGACGAUGCCAUGCAGUUCGGGCAAAAGGAUGUUGUGAAGAUCCUGGAGGAGUAUGAGCAGACCUACAGCCCACAAACGUCUCAGACUGACACAGAAGAUCUUAGUCAGCCAUCCAAAUGCUCAUCUCUGGGGUGUAAUCUGCUGUGAAUCUAUCAAACUAAUGAACUAGUUGAUUUCAUGAAAAUAUGUGCAAAAUUAGGGUACAUUUAUUAAAGUAUCUCUCUAGAGUUCACUUUUUUCUAUUUUGAUUUGUAAAUAUUAUAAAGAUUUAUAUAUAUAUAUAAUAUAAGAUUUAUAAUAAGUAAAAGAUCUUUGUAAAUUAUUUGGGACAUACCUGUUAUCUUAGUGAAAAAUGUACAGCAAUGCACAAUGUACAGUGUCUGACAAAUAAAACCAAAUAUCCAAAAAC
Molecule: messenger RNA, 2641 nt
Organism: Danio rerio (zebrafish)
Lineage: Eukaryota; Metazoa; Chordata; Actinopteri; Cypriniformes; Danionidae
Source: RefSeq, a predicted model, not a curated record